Messenger RNA from Leguminivora glycinivorella, 623 nucleotides. RefSeq lists its product as uncharacterized. The transcript is spliced from 4 exons. Lineage: Eukaryota; Metazoa; Arthropoda; Insecta; Lepidoptera; Tortricidae. The record is from RefSeq and is a predicted model, not a curated record. The coding region runs from base 1 to 579 and encodes 192 amino acids.
AUGGCUUCGGGCGUGGUCUCGCUGCGCGCGGUGCUGCGCCUGCGGCUGUCCUUCGGCUUGUACUCGCACCUCUCCCCCCGCCCCGCCCUCCGCGCCGCUGCUGCCCUCUACUGCAUUGUCCUUCUCGCCAUUAUCAACACGAUUCUCCUCAACAUAAUUGUAAAGUUUGCUACCAGUUUUGCUUUCUUCGUCAUAAAAGGUUGUGAAAUUGUUUCGAAAAUCAAAGAUACAGAGAGAUCUGGAUCACUCGACGGGCUAAUCGUAAUGGAAUGCACAAUGUUUUGCCUGCAGUUCGCAGUCGUAUCCUUACCAGCAAUUUUCACUGAAAUGAUCCACGUGGAAGAAGAAAAAUUGAAAGCAUUAAUCGCAGAGCACCUUUCUGAUCGUGAGGAGGCUCAACGUUCUGGUGGCAACUCUGUCUCGGCUGCGCUGAUUCUGGGCGCUGAGUACCUCGACCAGCGCCCGUUCCGCAUCUGCUUGUGGAACUCGCUUCCGCUUGACGCGUCACUGGUGCUGACGUUUGCUGGACUUUGCGUUUCUUAUUUAAUCGUCGUUGUUCAGAUUUUUGACCUUGUUUAAAGUAAAUUUUUACUAAGUAUUCUUGUUAGCACAAGCACCAUUUU